Messenger RNA from Rosa chinensis, 3223 nucleotides. RefSeq lists its product as uncharacterized. Lineage: Eukaryota; Viridiplantae; Streptophyta; Magnoliopsida; Rosales; Rosaceae. Gene Ontology annotation, biological process: DNA transposition. The transcript is spliced from 5 exons. Gene Ontology annotation, molecular function: transposase activity; DNA binding; zinc ion binding. The record is from RefSeq and is a predicted model, not a curated record. The coding region runs from base 71 to 2983 and encodes 970 amino acids.
GAUAGAUUAUUGGUUUAGAAUAGGUUCAGAAGAUGAUGCUUUGACCAAGUUAAAUUCAGAUUUGGAUGUGAUGACCAUGGUGUGUUGUGUACCAGAUGAGAGGUUAGUGAUUCUAUACCUAGAUCACAUAUAUGAAGGUGAUGAAGACGAUAAUGAGGAGGAUGAGGUGUACAUGUAUCCAGCUGACUUUGACUUUAUGUUUAGUCAGUCUGGAUCUACUGGUGUGGUGAUUGAAGAGCUCCCUGAUGAGCCUAGACAGAAGCCGACCUGUGUGAUUGAGGAGAUAUUUGAUGAUCCCAAGAAGCUUACUAAUGAGACUAGGAAGCCAAAGAGAAGUACUGGCAUAGUUAUAAAAGAGGUUGAUGAUUGCACUCUUACGCAAGGCAGCAAGGUUUCUGAUGCAAAUCCAAAAGAGAAGGGGAAAGGAAAACUGUUUCCUGAGGCUAGGGCAGAUGAGGUUAGUGGUUUAGAUGAAGAGGGUUUACAUGACAUAGACAUUCUUGACUAUAUGCAGUCUUUUGGUUGCAUGCCUAGUCAAGAAAAGAGAGUUGAAGAUGAGUUUGAGGAGGAUGAUAGUGAAAAGGAUGAAGACUACAUACCUGCUUUUGAGGAUGAGGAUUAUGAUUAUGGGAUUGUUGAUGAUGAAGAUGAAGUGUUAGAUGAACAGAAUAUAGGGUUGGAGGUUAAUGCAAUUGGUGAGUGGUUGGGACCAAGCAUACAUGGAAGUGAAACACAUAAUGUGGAGUUCGAUAGUGGGGCGGAAUUUCAAGAUAAUGAAGAGAUGUUUGGAGUUGCAGAUUCAGAUGAAGAAAGACCUGGGCCAGCUUUGAAUUCUGAUGGUGAAGAGGAUGUCAUUUUUCCAGAGUUUAAUCCCAAGACAGAUAUGCAAAAUCCAGUUUUCUGUAAAGGGAUGAUAUUUGGCACAUCUGCAAUUUUGAGAGAGGCUAUAAGGGAGAGAGCUAUUAGAGAUGGUUGGGAGGUCUACUUCAUUAAAAAUGACAAAACAAGAGUGAGGGCUAUAUGUAGGGCACAAGAUUGUCCAUUUGAGCUCUAUGCAUCUAGAAUGCAGCACGAAAGCUCUGUACAGAUCAAGACAUAUGAGCAUGAACACAAUUGUUCUAGAAAGUUUGAGUCAUGCAUGUUGAGCGCUAAGUACUUGACCAAGCGCUUCAUGGAAAGAAUCAAGCUAAACACUGGAUGGAAGACAGAGUCUUUGGCUCAGACCAUGUCUUCGGAAGUUAGAGUGAAGGUCUCCAAGCAGAUGGCAUAUAGAGUGAAGAAGGCAGCCAUUUUGGCGUUGGAGGGAACAAUUAAGGAGCAGUAUGCAAGACUUAGAGAUUAUGGGAAUGAGCUGAAAAGGGUGGACCCCUCAACAACCAUUGAUAUUAAGUGUGACUUCAACAACUCUAACAAGGAUCCGGUGUUCAAGAGGAUGUAUAUUUGUCAUGGAGCUCUGAAAAAAGGAUUCAAAGCUGGUUGUAGAUCUGUGAUUGGCUUGGAUGGUUGCCAUUUGAGGUCUGCUUUUGGUGGCCAACUAUUGAUAGCUGUGGGAAUAGAUGCCAACAACACCACUUGGGUAAUUUCCUAUGCCAUGGUUGAAAUGGAGAGCAAAGACAGUUGGAUUUGGUUUUUAGAGCUUCUAUGCAAGGACCUCAGUAUAAGGGAGGAUGGAGCAGGUUGGACUUUCAUCAGUGAUAAGCAAAAAGGGCUUCUCCCUGCUUUUGAAGAGGUUGUGCCAUCUGCCCACAUUAGAUGGUGUGUUAGGCAUAUGUGGACUAAUUUUACCAAGUUAUUUCCUGGGAAGGUGUUGAGGGAUCAGAUGUGGGCUUGUGCAAAGUCAACUACAAUUCAUUUCUUUACAAAAGAAUUGGAUGAGAUGAAGCUGCUCAAUAAUGAAGCAUACAAAUGGAUGAUGCAUGAGGACAGGCCAGCCAAGCAUUGGUGUCGAGCACACUUCAACACAUGUUCGAACUGUGACAUUAUGAUCAAUAAUUUAUGUGAGAGCUUCAACAGUUACAUAUUUGACGCUAGAGGAAAGCCACCUGUUAGUAUGUUUGAGGAAAUUAGGGGGAAACUUAUGAAGAGGAUACAGUUGAGAAGGGAAAAGAUGCAAUCAAUGGUGGGAAAUAUAUGCCCCAAGCCGAGAGAUAUACUAGAAAAGAACAAGGUGAAGGGUGCCGCUGAUUGUAUUCCAAAUCUGAAUGGUGGUGACAUUUGUGAGGUGGAGAAUAUUGAAGGCUCAAAGAAUGUGGUUGACCUCAAUGCAAGAACCUGCACAUGCAGAAGGUGGGAAUUAAGUGGUGUUCCUUGCAAGCAUGCAGUCUCGGCUAUAUACCAUAAGAGGCAUAGUCCGGAAGACUAUGUUGCUGAUUGUUACUUGAUCAAGACUUACAUGUCUAUCUAUGACAAUCUAAUCCAACCUAUUAAUGGAAUGGAGAUGUGGAGUAGAAGUGAAGAGGCCUGCAUACUUCCUCCACAGUAUUCAAGACAGCCCGGAAGGCCAAAAACAGUACGGAGAAGGGAUGCAUCAGAGAAGUUGGCUGGAAAUGGAACAAAGCUUGGAAGAAUCCAAAAGUCACUUAAGUGUGGGAACUGUGGAAGAGUUGGCCACAAUGUGAAAACAUGUCACAGGCAUCUUCCUCCAAAGGAUAAGAAUGCUGCAAAUAAGAAGAGGAAGAUGAACAGUGGAGAUGAUUCUUCAACUCAGCCUAAACCUGGAAAAAAGCCACCAUUGAGUAAAAAUGAAUUGAGGAAAAAGCAUUUACAAGUGGCAGAAUAUCAAAGGAAGAAGAUGGCUGAAUUGAAGGCAUCAAGGAAACAAGGAGCCAAAGCUACUGCUGCCACAACUGCCAAAGCUGCUGCCACAUCUACCUCAACAAGCACAAGGCCUCCACCUUCAACCAAAGCAUCAAAGGGUCAAGCUCCAAUAGCUUCCAAAUCAUCUCAAAGGACCAGGGACAAUUCUAAACGAGGGGGAAAAUAGGAAAGAGAAGUAGAAUGUCACAUUAGCAAGCUCUACCAUUUUUUGUCCAACCAUGUUUUGUGUAACUUGGUUGGUAGCUCUAAUGCCCUUUUUGUUAACAUGAUUAGAGCUAUUUGAAAUGCAAACCUAUGUUAUGUUGCAAACAGAUUUGAGCUGCUAAGUCUUUUGGAAAUUUAAGAAACUUUCAUGUUUCGUAUGAAUGUUGUUUAAUUUUUUAUUUUUUUUUGGAAUGUUGUUUAA